Messenger RNA from Xenopus tropicalis (tropical clawed frog), 4171 nucleotides. It is a transcript of the gene zbtb11, whose product is annotated as zinc finger and BTB domain containing 11. The record is from RefSeq and is a predicted model, not a curated record. NCBI's taxonomy places the organism in Eukaryota, Metazoa, Chordata, Amphibia, Anura, Pipidae. The coding region runs from base 201 to 3554 and encodes 1117 amino acids. Gene Ontology annotation, cellular component: nucleus. The transcript is spliced from 11 exons.
CUUUCUGCGAGGAGUCCAUCAGACGUUCCGAGCCUUGCAGUUCCUCGUGUUAAUUUUAGAUACAAACACUGAACGGGGAUAGAGAAGGCAGCGGGACUGAGGAGCCCCCACCCGGAGUGCAACGGGUGGGCCGGGGGAGGGCGCGCUUGAGCCGAGGAAGGUGUUUCUCAGUAAAUUUAUCUAAAUAGUCCCUACCAGGGAUGUCUAACGAGGAGAGCUACCUGGCGAUACUGCGAUACCUGACCAAUGAGCGGGAGCCUUAUGCCCCGGGCACAGAGGGGAACGCUAAGCGGAAGAUCCGUAAGGCAGCUGCUUGUUAUGUGGUGAGGGCGGGCACUCUUUAUUACCAGCGCAAGCUAAGGGAUAAAGAAGGAUUCACCGAGCUGGAAGUCGUGUUACAACCUGAGCGCAGGAAGGGGCUGAUAGAAGCGGCGCACAUAGGCACCGGAGGGGAGCACCUGACCCGGCAUCAAACAUGGCAUGUCCUGUCACAGACCUACUGGUGGAGAGGUAUUUUAAAACAUAUGAAAGAUUACAUCAAAGACUGCAGCAAAUGCCAAGAAAGAACAGACCGAUCUCGAUCUACAAACGAUGCCUCUGAAAUGCUAGAAGAACUCGGAUUAGAUGUCCGGUCUGACACUAAUGAGACAGAUGAUGAGAGCAGCAAUCCAGCAUCCAAUACAUAUCAAACUCCAAAACCUGCAAGAAAGAAACCAACUGCAAAACAUGAGCUUGUGUUUGUUGAUAGUAAAGGCAUUGUUAAGCAGUCAUCUUCUAAACAUGGACAGACAAUCUUGGACCAGUUAAACCAGCAACGACUAAAUAAUCAGUUCUGUGAUGUAACACUUCUUAUUGAAGGACAAGAAUUUAAAGCCCACAAAGCGGUUUUGGCAGCCAGCAGUGAGUACUUUAGGGAGCUCUUCAUUGAAAAAGGAGCCGUUUCAAGUCAUGAAGCUUUUGUUGAUCUCUCAGGAUUCUGCAAGUCCAGUUUUCUUCCACUGCUUGAGUUUGCAUACACAUCAGAACUCGUUUUUGACUUCUGUAGCAUGGCUGAAAUUUCGAUGCUGGCUCGGCAUCUCUUUAUGAAUGAAGUGCUAGAAAUAUGUGAAUCUGUUCAUAAACAAAUGGAGACAAAUCAAAUCAACUUGUGCCAAAAAGUUGAUGUAGUAUCAGAAAAUGGUUUGUUGGAUGGCCGUGUUGUGAAGCUACAGGCAGUAGGGAAUAAUGCACCACAAUUAUUGGCUGAGGUGAUAAACAGCCAAAAAACAUCUCUUGUAAAUAAUGAGAAUGUGGAGUGUGAGGCUGCAGCAACUGAAACAGUUACAAAUUCAACAGAUGGUGCAAUAUCCCAAUCAUCUGAGGAAUCCACAGUGCAGCUUGUCACUAGCCCUGAAAUUCCCAUCAGCUCAUUGACUGGAACGACAGCAAUAUAUCUUUCAGAUGUGUCCUCAGAGCUUCAACCUGCUGUCAUCAUUCCUGCAGUAAUAGAUGUAUCAAAUGUUCAAGAACAUCAGCAAAUAUUAGGCGAUACUCCAGAGGACAGUACAACUGCUGAGCACCCGGAAUCUCAGCAGUCUACUGCAGGUAGCAACAUGGAUGUACCUGAUGAAGUGCUGUCAGUAACAUGCACUACCACUGAAGAAAAGCUUCCUGCAGAUGACCCACAGCCAAAAGAUGUCAGUAUGAAAGAAUUAAUUAAUUCAAGCACAAAUGGAGAUCCACAAGUUAGUGUGCCUGUUGCUGAAGAAUCUUCCAUUUCUGUCAUUGAUCUAGAGACAACUUGUGCUGAAGAUGUAGUAAUUGGAAAUACAGACCCAGACCCAGAAGCAAAGAUUGGUGAAGUUCCUAAAAGGAAGCGUGGGAGACCUCGUAAGUCACCAGAAGAUGUAGAAAAAAGCUGUAAAGAAACUAGAGAGACACUGCCAUCUGGUGGAAAGUGCACAUACAAAGGAAAAUUGCGAGAUUGCUUAGUUGGAAAAGGUGGAUAUAUUAUGCUGCACAGAGGUCAAGAAAAGGCACUUAAAAAAAGGAAGGCAAAUCCUAAAUCUGCAGUUCAGCAGGCUGCAAUGAAACUGCUUCAGAGAGGGAAGAAAAAGAGAUUAAUGGUACCAAAAAAACAAAUUGCAGAAGCACAAUUCAAGUGUAAUGAUUGUGGAAUGAUGUUUCAACGCCGAUAUGCACUGAUUAUGCAUAGUGUGAAACAUGAAAAGUCAAAAGAGUUCAAAUGUCCGCUAUGUACAAAAGAGUUCCAGUACAGAGCAUCAUUACGUGCUCAUCUAAUCAGACACUCCAAAACAGGCAAAGCAGAAGUCAAUGUUGUAGAAACGGAAGCAGAUACAGCUAAGGGUGGGACAAAAAGGCAAUUUAUUUGUGGCAUCUGUGGAAGAACGCUCCCUAAACUAUAUUCUCUGAGAAUACACAUGUUGAAGCAUACUGGUGUGAAGCCACAUGCAUGUGAGGUCUGUGGGAAAACCUUUACUCAUAAGCAUGGGUUAAAAAUGCACCAAGCCUUGCAUGAAUCUCAUAAACAGUUCAAAUGUGAUAUGUGUGAGAAGUCUUUUGUGACCAACCGCAGUCUCCAGGAACAUGUGAGCACUCACACGGGAGAAUCAAAGUACCUUUGUUCUGUAUGUGGAAAGGCUUUUCACAGGGCAUCUGGACUAAGCAAGCACCUAAAGAAACACAAACCAAAGGUUGAAACUCGUGGAUAUCAUUGUACACAAUGUGAGAAAAGUUUCUUUGAAUUACGUGAUCUGCAGCAACAUAUGAACAAGCACCUUGGUGUGAAACCGUUUGAGUGCGAGUUUUGUGGAAAAUGCUAUAGCUGGAAGAAAGAUUGGUAUUCUCAUGUAAAAUCUCAUUCUGUAACAGAACCUUACAGAUGCAGUGUAUGUGGCAAAGAGUUCUAUGAGAAAGCUCUUUACAGGCGACAUGUUAACAAGGCAACCCAUGGCAAGAAAGGCAGAACAAAGCUAAAUUUUGAAAAAGCGUGUGAGCACUGUGGGAAAAUAUUCACUCAGUUUAGAGAAUACAGGAGGCAUGUAAACAAUCAUGAAGGAGUAAAACCAUUUGAAUGCCUGACUUGUGGAGUAGCUUGGGCUGAUGCCCGUUCCCUUAAACGCCAUGUAAGGACACACACUGGAGAACGACCUUAUGUGUGCCCAGUGUGCAAUGAGGGCUACAUCGAUGCUCGUACAUUACGAAAGCACAUGACUAAAACUCAUAAGGACUAUGUACCAGGUAAAAUAAUGCUGGAGAAGGACAGUCUUCAGUUCCAUAAUCAAGGAACCCAAGUUGAGCAUGCAGUAAGCAUAUUGUCCACUGAUCUCGAUGAGCCACAAGCAGAAAUUGUUACUGAAGAGAUAGAGACAGUGGUGGUUGCUGAAGAAGCAAUGGCACAGACUCCAAACAGCACAGCAGUUUCAUCACUUUCUGACCAAAGCAUCAUGCAAGUAGUAAACUAUGUUCUUUCCCAGCAACAGGGACAAAAGAUUUCUGAAGAGGAAAUAGAGACUGUAGAAGUGGAGGUUGGACAAAUAUCUGAAGUGGUAUGACCACAAACGUGUCCCACUAGAAUGUUUGAACUUCAGCACUUACCCAGGACUUUGUGCUGUGAUGCACCAGCACUAAUCCCUUUCUACAUCUCCUCAUUGACAUAACUACCAUAACUAUUUGGAGAAGUUGGCUUUAUAAUUACUCUUGUGUUACCAGAAUCUAUCAAAAUUGGUUCUGUUUCUUCUAAGGUCUUUGUGAAAAUGCUCACUGCUUCUGGAUUGUCUACUUUUGCCAGAAAGUGGAAAUAAACCAACAUUUCUUUUCAGUGUAAAGUAAGAUAUGUGUUUAAAUGAUGUUUAAAAAUACAUUUUGCCCAAUAUGCUCAGAUUCAGUUUGAGUAAGCAAUUUGAUCACAUUUAUGCUCAUGUUAUAGCAUUUAGAAUGAAUAUGCAGAAAACAAGAAUGGACCAAUUAUUGAGGCAAUAUAGAAUUUAAUUUGAUGCAUAUUAUCAUGACUGACAGCUGCCUUACCAUUUUACUUUAGCUGUUAGUCUUGUCAAAAUAGCAGUAAGGCUUCUAGCCGAUGUAUUAAUGCAAUUAUGGAGCAAAAGAAUGUUUCCACGCGUGAAUUUUUAUUUGAGGGGAAAAUACAGUAUAAAAUGUGGCAUAAAGCUUA